Messenger RNA from Exophiala aquamarina CBS 119918, 396 nucleotides. RefSeq lists its product as uncharacterized. The annotation marks the transcript as partial. NCBI's taxonomy places the organism in Eukaryota, Fungi, Ascomycota, Eurotiomycetes, Chaetothyriales, Herpotrichiellaceae. The record is from RefSeq and is a predicted model, not a curated record. The transcript has a single exon.
CUCCGCUUCAAUAUCGACCCCGACAUCUACGGCAUUGCCUGCGGCAAACAUUUCUCCGCCAACAUCAAUGUGAAAGAUGCAGGCUCCCCUGCCUCGACCAGCGCUGUCUGUAAUGCUGUGCGCGAUCUUCUCGUCAGUUCCGACAGCAAAGGCAACAGCAACAUCGACCUGGUCUUCACCUGUCCCGGACGUUCUGUUAGCAUUGGCGGUGGCGACCGUGAUAUCAAAAUUGUGCUGAAUACCGAAGAAUCACCAUCUUUUAGCGAUGUUCAUAGCGCCACUCCCGGCACCAUGACAGUCACCGGCGAAAAGGAGAAGUUCAUUGUGACUACACCCGUGGAUGUAGGAAUAACCAAGUCCUCCAACAGCGAAUUGAUCUGGCAGUACAUCACUUGC